GAGACUACCCUUUAUCUAUACGAUGCUAGAUGGUACGGUGUUUGUAACCUAAGCUCUUCUCUUUUUGUUUGUUUUUUAAACUGGAAACUUCAAUGAAAAACGUGUGAAAACUAUAAACGGUGGAAAACCAUGGCUGAAAACGUUAAAAAAUAGGAACAGUCUGACAAAAGCAUCCGGUUGACGAACAUACUAUAAUUGUUGAAUGUUGUUUUGUAAAUAUGACAAAGUUAGUUUUAGUAAUAGUGAUAAUUUCAAUCUAUAAAGCACCAACAAUAGUAUCAAGUGCAUUCAAUGGCGAAAACUUGACAAUUUCAGACAAUUAUGGCGAAAAACAUCCAGUACCAGAUUUUGGUGCACAUAGUGUAGUAAGGCCUAAGAUAUAUCAUGGCAGAGAAAAACGGAAAAUUUCUACUACAAUCGUUGAGAAUGGCGGCCAUCUGGAUUACCUUCAUAUAAAAGUGAACGUGGAUGGAGAAAACAUGGUAUUAGAUUUAACAUUGAAUAAACAACUCAUCCCCAAAGGAUACUUCCAUAAUCAUCAAGCUAAUGGGGAUUACGUGAUUCACAGACCACAGACUACUAAGGAGGUUGAUCUGUGUCAGUACAAAGGAUCAGUUCGUGGAAAACCCAAGUCCUGGGUUGCUCUGUCAACUUGUGAUGGUCUGUCAGGUGUCAUUUUUGAUGGGAAGGAAAUGCAUUAUAUUGAGAAGGGCUCCAAAACUGAAGGCCUAGAUGGUAGUCAUUUUUUGUACAAACAUUCCGAUUUUAUCAACAAUGACCAGAGAUGUGGAUAUCAUGAUCAUAAUAAUUCAGUCUUAACAGAACAACAUAGUAGAAUACAUAGGUAUAGAAGAGAUGCGGAUCAACGUGAUGUAAUUCGUGGACCCUAUAACUCUAAUAAAGAAUCAAAAUAUGUAGAACUGGUUAUUGUGAUCGAUAAUCGUGAAUAUAAGGAGUUGGGUGAAAAUAAACCAAAAGUAUUGAACCAUGCGAAAACGAUAGCAAAUAUUAUUAAUGGACUAUACUCGCCUCUAAAUAUUUUUAUAGCACUAGUAGGAGUAGUGAUAUGGAGCGAAAAUGACGAAAUCAGUUUUUCUCCUAAUGGUGAUACUACUCUUACAAAUUUUUUACAUUAUAGAAGAGAACAGCUCAUCAAAACUCAUCCAAACGAUAAUGCUCAAUUAUUAACAAAAUUUAAUUUUGAAAAUGGAGUAGUAGGUAAAGCACUUAAGGGACCAAUAUGUACUUAUGAAUUCUCAGGCGGUGUAAAUACGGAUCAUUCUCCAGUAGUGGGACUGGUUGCCACAACAGUUGCACACGAAAUGGGCCAUAAUUUUGGAAUGGAACAUGAUACAAAUGAAUGUAAGUGUCCUGAAGACCGUUGCAUAAUGGCACCAUCUAGUAGCACUGUAGCGCCCGUUCACUGGUCAUCUUGCAGUUUAAACUAUCUUUUGCUAGCUUUCACUCACGGUAUGGAUUACUGUCUCAAGAAUAAACCAACGUCAUUGUUUGAUGGCCCUGUUUGCGGAAACGGCUUUGUAGAACCAGGAGAGGAGUGUGACUGUGGACUACCUGAAAGCUGCCAAAAUACAUGCUGUAAUCCAACUACAUGCAGACUUUAUGAUAAUGCUACUUGUGCUACUGGCGAAUGCUGUGAUUUUACUACCUGCACCCCAAAACAAGCUGGUACACUAUGCAGACCUGCAGACUACGAAUGUGAUUUACCAGAAUACUGUACAGGAGAUAACGAGUACUGCCCAAAGGAUGUUCAUAAGUUAGAUACAGAACAGUGUGAUGGUGGAAAAUCUUACUGUUACCAUGGAUUUUGUAGAACCCGAACUGACCAGUGCAAAUUGCUAUGGGGAGAAACUGGGAAGUCUAGUGACGAUCAGUGUUAUAUGAUGAAUACUAAGGGCACAAGACACGGAAAUUGUGGCUAUGAUAAGUUGACCCAAUCCUACUAUAAAUGUGAUAAUGAGAGUGUACUUUGCGGGAUGCUACAUUGCAAGCACCUCAAUGAAAGACUUGAGUUUGGAAUGGAGUCUGUCGCGAUUUUGUCGCAUUCCUUCAUUAACAAAAAGGGUUCGAUCAUACCAUGCAGAACGGCUUUGGUUGAUUUAGGUAUUAACCAAAUCGACCCUGGUCUCACUCCAGAUGGUGCAUUAUGUGGAGAAGGAAAGAUUUGUGUUAAACAGAAAUGUACCGCUGUGGCUAAUUUGAGAAAACAGAUACCUUCUUGCCCUCAAGAUUGCAAUGGUAAUGGAUGGUGUAAUAGUAGAGGGCACUGCCACUGUAAGGAUGGAUUUGCGCCACCAUAUUGCGACUAUCCAGGCCCUGGAGGGUCUGUAGAUAGUGGACCAGCCACUGAUCCAAACGCACGCAAUGGAAUCGUCACUGCGCUCUUUGUCGUUUUCCUCGGUAUCUUCCCAGUUGUGGCAAUCAUCUUCCUCCUCUCUUACUAUGCUCACCACAACGUGAAGCUGGGUUGGAAAUCCAAAAUGCCUGCAAUGUAUGUAAAUGUGACUGCAUGGAAGGGGAGCCGGUUUUUGCAUGAACUCACUACUCGCAUACCCAUUUUAUCAUUUAAAACGUGUGCAUUGUACAGAAAACCUGUUAGUGUGUCUCGUAAUGAAACUAAUACACCAUUAUAACAUAAGUAGUUAACUAACAUCAGUGUAGUAUUUGACUAGCGUGAUAUGUAUUCGAAAAGUAACGGUACAUUUGUCAGAAAAAAUAGGGGGAGGUGUAAAAAUAUCAGAUCGAAUGUUAAAAAAAUAUGAAAGAAGUGUAUCUGUAAUGUCUUUAUUAUAGGGCUGCAUGGCACAAUAUGAAAUUUGACAUGAACAAUUUUUACAGCAACUUUCACUCUCAACCUAAAUUCUGACUGUAUUUGAGUAUCCAUAUUCUGGGUAGCCGGAUGCUCACCUGAUCACAGUAAGAAAGCGGUAGUAGUAUAGAUCUAAUAACCCCUAUUGACAUUUUAGGUCCCCGCUUACUUUUGCUAGGUUGCCAGUUGUCGUAAAUUUUUUCUUGGCAAAUCUCAUAUCGUGUCAUUCGACACUUAUUCAACAAUGCUUCAUAUCCGUAAACAGGAGAUGAAAGCGACUUAAAACUGAACCAACCAGUACUUCUGUUUACGAUAGUCGUAUGAGGUUGUAGUCAACUAUGAACCAGCGAUUCUAAUUGAUAAUCUUUAAUUUAGUGAUGAGAGACAACUACUUUCGCGGUAAAAGUUAGCUUGAAAUAGCAGUUCUUUAAAUCUUUAAUUUAUUUCAGACAUGUACUACGAUCUAUUCUGCAUGGAAUUCUUUCAAAUCAGAUUCAAAAUUAUCGCAUGUUCUCUAUUAGGUAUUUUUUCUCGUUUAAAAAUACCGACUGUUCAUGCCAGCUUUUGGCUAAGCAUGUAGCACUUGUGUUUCGAAUACAUUUUGUAGUUAUGUAUAGGUCUUUUUAGCGAUUUUGGCGAUAAAAAUACGAGCAUCACUUUAAUAUAUCAAUCUCUCUCACGCAUAAGCGGGCCAUACACUCGCGAUGCGUACAUAAUUUAUGUUUACAUAUUGCGUAUGGCACUGAUACCGCCAAAAUCGGUAAAACGCCCUCAAGGCGACUAACAUUGGGUUAAUAUUUAAUUGGUGUAGGAUAUUAACAUGCGUUUUAUCUUAUCAUUUUAGAAGUAGCUGAAUGUUGAUUCUUUUCUUGAUAUAUUUUAACAACGAUUUUCCUCAUUAUUUUGUUUAUUGUACGAGAGUUGUCUCAAAAAUAUGGUUCCCACAUUUUUUCAGACACAAGGAAUUUUUUAUUUGAAAAACGAAUUUUCUAUUGGAAACAUUGAUUCUUAAGCUAUUUUUCUAUGUAGUCAAUAUUUUUCUUAGCAUGUUUUAGACGUAGUAUCCACUCUUUCAGUCCCGUCUCUAGGAAGCCGACAGCCGCUUGGAUACUUGGUAACUGCUCCUUGCAACUCAUCGUCCGUCACGAACUGUUGACCGCAUACGUGCUCCUUCAAUUUCGGAAACGCUAUGUCAGUGCUGUAAGGGGGAUGGGCAAUGACUUUCCAGUCUAAUCGCUCGAUUCAGUCCUCCGUUUGUAGUGACUACAAUGAUUUCAGAUUACCCGUCUCAGCUUUUUCAGAAGCCUCAGCAAUUUCAAGCACCUGUUCCCGGAUCGUGAUUCGCCGAUCUUCGAACAAGAUUUGUUCAACUUAGCCACAACUUCCUCUGAGAUCGACGGCCUCCCGCUUCGUUGUUCAUCCUGGAUGUCCAUGCGACCGUCAAAUAAUUCUGCGCCAUUUGAAGACAUGUUGGAUGCUUAUGCACAUUUCCCAUAUACUUCACUCAACUGGCGAUUGAUUUCUAUGGGUGGUCACGUUUAUGCGUGCAUAAAUCGGAUUUCCGCACGAAUUUUGCACCUGGCAAUGAAGAGCUCCAUUACGCAUGGCUGUCCGGCCGGUACUGAGCGUAGCCAAUAGGCGCUUCUAAUUAGGAUCGGUGGUAGGGGAGCCGACAAAGACGACGGUGUUGCCAGAUUUCACAUAGCAUCAUGCGCGGCAAAGCUACAGCGUUUGGAACCUUAUUUUUGAAACAACCCUCGUACAGCCACACAUUUUUUCUUUUGCAAAACUGUUUACUGUGUCUGAUUAUUUAGAAAUAAGCAUAGUCUCUUGAAUAAGAUUGUAAAAAAUAACCAGCCACCACUACCAUUAAAGAGAUGAGCGACAUUUUCUGGAGACAUCUAUGUACUAAGGUUUACAUCCUAUUUAUCGUUCAGAACAGAUAAUUACAUUGAAAGUUUGCAUCAAAAUAAAUGAAUGUGGAUUAUUUCAAGUAUAUUUACGUGGUGAUUAUAUUUUUUCAUUCAUAACACGAUUCAAGUUUGAGAUGAUCUUUUCUAAUCCAUGGUAUUUUUUUAUUUACCAAAAUAUAAUGUGCAUUGAAUACUCUGCAGAGAGUAACAUCUUGUAAGCAAACAUUCUUCUGAGUCUGAUGAUCGCUAGUACACUAUUAACUUGCUUGUCACACUUGUUGUACAAGCAAGUUAACAGCUCUCCUGGCUGGUUUUCACUGCUGCUGCUCCAACUGAAUCAUUCCAAGGAACACUGAAACGCGAUGGAAACGUGGCAUUAUGGGAUUAACAAUGCUAGCUGGAGUGCCACAUUGGCAUCACAAGUUGAAAUCUGGUUGAAGUAGAGUUGCUUUUGAAGAGAACAAUGAGUUAGGAAUCUCUCCUUGGAAGCUUAAUACCAUCUUUGAGAAUAAACAAUUUUCCUUAAAAGGGAAAAUGAAAUCUGUUUUUAUCAACGAAUUCGAAUAUACGUUGCAUUGUCGUAAUUUUUGUGUAUACAAAUGCUAAUUUGCCUACAUGUUUUUUCUCUGGAGAAAAUAUUCAGGUAGUCAAUCGUACUGGAUGCGUACUCACGUAAGCAGGGCAGAAAUAAUUACUGUUUGCGUUGCAAUGCGAAUCGCUCAUUUAUUGUUAAUAAGCAGGGAUAAAUUAAAUAAGGCAAGGAAACGAAAGUAAAUAUUUAUUAACGGUAUAGCAUAUAAACAAUUUUGUUUGAUUCUUGAUUUUGGAAGAUGAACAAUACGAAAAAUUGUCUUCAUCAAACAGUAGCAUUGGCGGACCACCCGAUAUUGGAAAUGUUGGGAUAGAUAGUUUAUUGUAGAUCAUGUUAUAAGACUUGUCAAUGUGAAGCUAAAGGUUAUAUGUAUAUGCGUUGGAGCAAGCAUGCCGAAAAAAUGCGUAUAAAUAUAAAAUAAAUACAUCAGCAAUUGAGGGAUCCAAUGCAUAAAUCAGUCAAGUCACAUGAGAAAAGAAGUCGAGGAAACAUAAACAAACAUUUUUAAAAUAAGUGAGCUAUGAGUGAAAGAUUAAUAGCCUUGGCUGGUUUGUGCAAAGUUUUUUGAUUUUUUAAGGGUUAAAAUAAAACAAACUUUGACGUUAAAAAAUAUAUUUUUUGUUAGUUACUGAAUGAAAUAAACGUAUGGCUUAAUACAACUUUUGAUAAAAU
This is a messenger RNA of Acanthoscelides obtectus, 6004 nucleotides long. Lineage: Eukaryota; Metazoa; Arthropoda; Insecta; Coleoptera; Chrysomelidae. The record is from the annotation of a GenBank genome assembly.